AUGCGCGUUCAGGUGCCAGUGCCCGAAACAAGCAUCACGCAAGGGAGCCCAGCAGGCAAACAGCCCAGUCCGCGUCAUUCCUACAGCAAGGCGGACGCCCGGCGGCGACGUAGCAAGUCUGCGAGAUCUGCGACGGCCUCUGGAAGCGAGUUGGCUAGUCCUAUCAUCGACCCAGCCAGAGUUCCGCAGGAACCCGAAUCCGGUGCAUGCAUUUCGCCUGACGACCAGUGUGCCAAAGGUGGAGCGUCGCCACAGGCGUCCCCGCCAAGUUUCUCAGCCGAAGAAAACGACCAGCAGCGACAACAGCCAAGCGUGCCAUUCCCGCAGGCGAAGUCGUCUGACGUUCCGGCUGACGCUCGUGCCAGUUCUCCGGCGGCUAAUUCUGCUCAAUUGCUGUCACGGCCUGACGAGGUACGUUCCCGAAAUCCGGAGGCUGUGAUCUCGAAAACAACUCUACAAGUGCCGAGAAAGUACGACGUCGUCACGAUAAUCUUGAUAACCGUCGCCGUCGGCACUCUCUUCUUUGUCACCGUCUUCCUGGUUGCCUCGAAACACGCCGCCAGGCGCCUGAGACUGUGCCAUACUGAGGACUGCGGCAGCCACGCGGCGCUGCUUAGUCGCGCCUUCGACACGCAGCUCGACCCUUGCGACGACUUCGAGGCAUUCGUCUGCUCGGCGUGGCACGCGUCGGAGACGCGCCGCGAACAGGCCAUGUCGGUCAUGGACGACCUCCGGUUCACCUGGUACGAUCACUUCGAAGACACCCUGACCAGGGGCACGAAGAAGUUUCAAGCCGGAAGGAAGCCGCUCGCCGUGUACCACAUGUGCAGGAACAACUUCCCCACGAACGCUUCGCAGGUGUCGCUGAUUCUCGACUUCCUCGCUCACCACGGGCUCAGCUGGCCGGAGCCGCCUGAGAAGCCACGGCCACCGCUCGCCUUGCUCGUCACGCUCAGCUACAAGUGGGAGUCGCCGUACUGGAUAACGGUCCGUCUUCUGGAGCCUUCCGCCAGCGGCAACCGGCGCGUACAAGUCACUCCGGGCCUCUACCUUCCCAUCCUUCGCAAUAACUACUACGCCAUCACAGCGGCGUACUAUCGGUACUGGCAGAUGUUCCUAGAGCUCAUAUACCCGGACCCCGAUAAGCGGCCCGCGAUUAACACAACGGUCGUGAACGACAUUCGAGCCCUGGAGGAGGACGUGCUCGACAGCCUGCACACCGCGGCCGAGUCGCCUCGAAAGAGGCCCGCUACGUUUCCCUUCAGCGAAAUCGGCACCCACGUUCCGAACACGUCCGCCGUUGAGUGGGCCGAGGCCUUCCAGGCCGGCAUGUCGCUACAACCGAAUCUGACCGUCGACGACGAGAUCGUCGCUACCGACGUCGCGUUUCUCGGUGCGGUCUCCAGGCUCCUGUCCAAGUACGGCCCGCUGAAGUUGAACCAGCACCUGACGUGGCUGAUAAUGCAGAACUGCCCACCCGCGACGGAUUACGCUUUCCUCUUGGGCUAUUACGGCAGCGAAGAGAAAGCCGCAGCGCACGCGUCUUCGCAUUGCGCGCAUAAAGUGGAAACUUUGUAUAAGGUCCUCCUCCUCGCUCUCGGCCUUUUCACCCGGUUAACCGACCUAGACCGAAAAGUAAUCGAAGCCGGCUUCAACUCUCUCAUUUCGGCCGCGUCGGGAAGCAUCCGAAACUCCCGCUGGAUGGACGAUCGAAGCAAGGCGCAUGCGGUCCGCAAGCUGGACUCCGUGAGGAACGAUAUGUGGCCUCCCGUGGCCAUUCUGGACGAGGGCGCGCUGGAAAAGAUCUACGCCGCGUUUCCGGAGAAAGAGCCAUCCUUCGCCGACUAUUGGAUUAAAACUCUCGAGGUCAUUGGCGGGAUGGACAGAACGCCGGAAUACUGCAAGGCGCUGUCGCUACCAAGCAACAACUUCCCGGACUACGCUGGCUACGACUACGUCACCAACAGCGUGAGAACGGCGAUCGGUGCCGUCGCAGCGCCCGCCUACUACAGCAACGGCACGAAGGGCAUGCUGUACGGUGGCCUUCUCUUCCUCAUGGCCACGCAGAUGGUCAAGGCUAUCGACGACGAAGGCAUCAGGUGGCUCCCCGACGGGACCGGAGCGGAUGCCACCAUCUUGUCCGGUCGUACUCUGCAAGCGUUCCGAGAUCGGUCAGAGUGCCCCCACGGCGGGAAUAGUAGGACCGUGUUUCCAGAGGUGCCGGCACUCGAGGUAGCUCACGCCGCCUUAACGGCGUCGCACCAUGCGGACCAGACCGAACCUCUGGCGCUCUCAAAUCAGCUACCCGAAGAGAAGGUCUUCUUCAUGACCCUUUGCUACAUGUCGUGCAGCAAGCCCGCUAGGAGGCCCGGCUUUCUGGCAGACUGCAAUAAGGCGCGGCGCGAUAGCGUGCAGUACGAGUCGGCUGCAUUCGCGUACGCCUCGCCAACUCGCGGGUAG
This is a messenger RNA of Rhipicephalus sanguineus (brown dog tick), 2460 nucleotides long. Its product is annotated as endothelin-converting enzyme 1. Gene Ontology annotation, molecular function: metalloendopeptidase activity. The transcript has 3 exons. Gene Ontology annotation, cellular component: plasma membrane. The coding region runs from base 1 to 2460 and encodes 819 amino acids. The record is from RefSeq and is a predicted model, not a curated record. Gene Ontology annotation, biological process: protein processing. NCBI's taxonomy places the organism in Eukaryota, Metazoa, Arthropoda, Arachnida, Ixodida, Ixodidae.